Molecule: messenger RNA, 260 nt
Organism: Austrofundulus limnaeus
Lineage: Eukaryota; Metazoa; Chordata; Actinopteri; Cyprinodontiformes; Rivulidae
Product: protein CBFA2T1
Biological process (GO): negative regulation of DNA-templated transcription
Cellular component (GO): nucleus
Molecular function (GO): transcription corepressor activity
Source: RefSeq, a predicted model, not a curated record
ACUCCCAGCGUGAGUUUGCACCACGGCCAGGCUCAGCAUACGUUACAGAUGAGAUCUGGAGAAAAGCUGAAGAGGCAGUGAACGAAGUAAAGCGUCAGGCCAUGGAUGAAGUUCAGAAAGCUGUGGCGGAGGCUGAGCAGAAAGCCUUCGAGAUGAUUGCAGCCGAGCGGGCAAAGAUGGAGAAGACUCUGGCCGAGGCGAAGCGGAAGGCUCAAGAAGAUGCCAUCAUGGUCAUCAACGAACAAGAGGAUUCUAGUGAG